Messenger RNA from Acanthisitta chloris (rifleman), 1752 nucleotides. RefSeq names its product HGF activator (gene HGFAC). Gene Ontology annotation, molecular function: serine-type endopeptidase activity. The record is from RefSeq and is a predicted model, not a curated record. Gene Ontology annotation, cellular component: rough endoplasmic reticulum; extracellular region. The transcript is spliced from 14 exons. Bases 1 to 1752 code for a protein of 583 amino acids. Lineage: Eukaryota; Metazoa; Chordata; Aves; Passeriformes; Acanthisittidae. Gene Ontology annotation, biological process: blood coagulation; zymogen activation.
AUGAAAGUCUGUGCUCCUUUCAUCAUUGUCUUGGCUCUGACUCUGAGCAGUGACUGUGCAAGGAUGCACUACAAAUCUGGGGCAGGAAGAGGCUCAAAGCAUGAGUUCACUCGCCCACAAGUGUUUACAGAGGAUGGAAAUUUAUGCAAGUUUCCUUUCCGGUAUGGUGGAAGGUUUUAUCACUCGUGUGUAUCAAAUAGAUUUUCCAUAAGGAAAUGGUGUUCAACAACACAUAACUUUGACCGGGAUGGGAGCUGGGGACACUGUGUUUUGUUGCCCAAAGACCACUCAGAUCACUGUGCAAACAAUCCUUGCCAAAAUGGAGGGACCUGUUCUCUCACUCAUAGCCAUAGGAUGUACCACUGUACCUGUCCUGAGGAAUUCACAGGCGAAAACUGCCAGAUAAAGAAAUGUUUUGACAACAGUCUCCAUGAGUUUUUUGAUGUGGGUGUGAGCUGGUCAAGAGUCCAACGAGGAGUUGUGGAGCAGUGUAUAUGUGUGAACGGCCAGAUCGAGUGUGGGCGUGCUGCACACAAAAGUUGUGCUCAUAAUCCUUGCAUGAAUGAUGGAGAGUGUAAAAUGGUUACCUUCAGUGGGAAAAUCGUAUGUGAUUGCAAAGAAAAUUAUGCAGGAAAGUAUUGCAAUAUUGUUCCCAGCCAUCGGUGCUAUGUUGGCAACGGCACGGAGUACAGAGGUAUGGCAAAGACAACCAUUUCUGGACACAGUUGCUUGUCUUGGGAUUCAGACCUGCUGUACCAAGAGCUUCAUGUUGACAGCAUUGAGAAAGCAGUACAGCUUGGCUUAGGGCCAUUCCCUUACUGCAGGAAUCCAGAUGGUGAUGAGAAGCCAUGGUGUUAUAUCAUGAAGGACAACAGUUUGUCUUGGGAGUAUUGUGAUGUUCCAUCUUGUGCAAGCAGGGAAAGGAGGCCACCACGUCCAGACAAGGCAGAUAGUCCUGUAGUGCCCAAUAGACCAUGUGGGAGAAGACAUAAAAAAAGAAAUUUUGUGAGACCUAGGAUUGUCGGGGGAUCUUCAUCUCUGCCUGGAUCUCAUCCCUGGACAGCAGCUAUAUACAUUGGAGAGAGUUUCUGCGGUGGAAGCCUCAUUCAGACUUGCUGGGUUGUAUCAGCAGCACACUGCUUUGCUAACAGUCCAUUAAAAUCCACUAUUAGAGUAGUUCUGGGGCAGCAAAUAUUUAAUAAAACGACUGAUGUAACACAGACAUUUGAAAUAGAGAAAUACAUCUUGCAUCCUCAGUAUUCUGUGUUCAACCCCACUGACCAUGAUAUUGCUUUGAUUAAGCUGAAGAAGCAUGGCCAACGUUGUGCCGUCAAGUCCCAGUUCGUUCAGCCUAUCUGCUUGCCAGAAAGUGACACUGUUUUCCCUGACAAGUUGAAAUGUCAGAUUUCUGGAUGGGGACACAAACAUGAGAAUAUAUCUGGUUAUUCAGAUGUCCUGCAAGAAACGCUCGUUCCACUUAUUCCUGAGGAGAAGUGCAGAAGCCCUGAAAUUUAUGGAACAGAACUCACUGAAAAUAUGUUCUGUGCUGGCUACUUCGAUAGCAAAGCUGAUGCUUGUCAGGGAGAUUCUGGUGGACCUCUGGCCUGUGAGAAAAAUGAGAUGUCUUACCUCUAUGGAAUUAUCAGCUGGGGAGAUGGCUGUGGCAGAGCCAACAAACCUGGAGUAUACACACGAGUGACAAACUAUGUAAACUGGAUUAAUGAGAAAAUAACCCCCCGAAAAGCUAGUUGA